Molecule: messenger RNA, 4666 nt
Organism: Calliphora vicina (urban bluebottle blowfly)
Lineage: Eukaryota; Metazoa; Arthropoda; Insecta; Diptera; Calliphoridae
Exons: 9
Coding region: 47-4654 (1535 amino acids)
Biological process (GO): cilium assembly
Cellular component (GO): axoneme
Molecular function (GO): protein binding
Source: RefSeq, a predicted model, not a curated record
UGCUGUACCCUCUUCACUGGCCAAUGUAGGUUCUGAGGCCGUCUGCAUGUUAUGCGAUAAUAUCUUAUUUUUCACCGAUUUAAAGACUCACAGUAUUUCCUAUUACAAAGCCGAAAGUCCCCAGUUGGGUUUGAGUAUUUCAGCAAUGACGGGUCAUAAUAAAUUUGCUUUGGUGGCAUUUUCGGAAGUGGUUUUAAGACCGGCGGUGCAUAUAAUUCAAUAUCCUGAUUUUGCCAAAUAUGCAGUUUUUAGUACCCAAAAAAUUAUCACUUUUGUGGACAUACGCUUCAAUGACUACGAUUUACUAUUGGCCCUCUCCGGUUACCCACACUACACUCUGUGCAUUUGGAAUUUUCGCACCGGCCAGCUGCUAGUGCAAUACGAUACUUUAAAAGAGUCCUUAUCGCACUCUCUGCUCUGUUCCUUUCACCACAUACCACAAAUUGUACAAUUUUCGAAAUGGAAUCGUGAAAUAUUAGUGUGGGAAUUGUGUUAUUCCUCCAGUGGGGUGGAUUUACAUGAAGUUUCGAAAAUAGAGCUAAGCAAAGAGUUUAGCUUGAGCAAUAUAGAUAGCAUGUGUUAUGGCGAGGAUAAUAAUUUAUAUGUGGUGGAUAAUUUGGCAAAUGUUUCAAUGGUGGAAGUGGCUCAGUUUUACUUAAAGCCUCAGUGGAGUGUAAGCGAUCCUAAGGAAAUUUGCUCUAGUUUUAAGUAUUUCCUGUUGGAGAGUUACAAACAAGGUUUGCUGGUGUAUAGUAAUGAAAUUGUUUAUUAUUUGCGCAAAAAACUUAACAAAUGGCAGUGUGAGUGGAAGCUUUUGAAGGUUUCAAUGCCUGAAUUGGGACUACGUAAAUGUUUGGCGAAUAACAAUGGUGAAAUUUAUGCCUCUGCUGCUAUAGGUAAUCUAUAUCAUUUGGAAGUUUUAAAUGAGGAAGUAAGAAUGAAACCGAUCAAUGUUGAUCAGGAGAAUAGCAUAGAUUUUGUAGUGCUUAAGGGGGUGAAGGAGGAAUGCUUGAUACAACUGACCACGAAAGGGAGUUUAAAGGCCUUACAAAUGUCUUGUUAUAAACAAUAUUCCAAAAUAGAAAUAGCAAAUGCUAAUACCUUAGUGGCUCAUAAUGUGGGACCAUUUGUGAUGGUGGGCUGUUCCACUGGAAAACUUUAUUUUAUUAACUAUUUAAAUAUAAGAGAACCUUUGGAAAUGGCCUGCAUAGAAACUUCACAAGGUUAUCCCUUGGGAUCUUUACAGCUUAUGGAUAAAUUGGCGGUUUAUCGCACUAUUUAUUAUGAUUUCUAUUUGGUUAAAGCAGACUUCUAUGACAGCAAGUUCUAUGAAAUUGGCCCCUUUGAACAUAUAACUGAGAAGGUGGGCAUUUGCCAAUAUUUUCUGGCUGAAAAUAAUGUUAUUUUCAUGUUUAUCAAUCGUGACUCCAGCUCUUUAUUGCCUCAUUGCAAUAUUAUGAGCUGUUAUCAGUGGCUGGCCGAUUGUAAAAAUAUAAAACUUUUGGAGUAUCAGUUGCCCUAUACCUAUCGAGAUGUGGGCGAGGUAAUUGGGCUCUUGAAAAAUAUUGUGGAAUUCUUUGCUGUACGUUUGGAAUCGAAUAUUGUGGAUUAUUUGCAAUUCAAAAUGGAUACCAAUGAGUUGGUUAUUGUUUAUUCUUUGCAGACAAAUCAUUUGUCUAGCAUUAAUGGGAUAGUGGGCUCCAGGAAUCUAUUAACCUGGGGUGUUGAUGGCACUUAUAUUCACUAUCGUUCGCAUAAGAAGUCGGCGAAAUUAUAUGCUAUUUGUCAAAUACUGCAGAUUAAAUAUAGACCGAGAGUGGUAAAAAAGGUGGUGGAUUGUUUUAAUGCCAAAUACCUGGUCUACAUGUACUCUUUGGGCGGCCUAAAGGUAAUGCGUGUUGCCUCCAACGCUUUAACCACCCUUGAAAAUCAGUUCAUCAAUGAUACUCCCCUGGUCAUAGAACCUCAACUCUCUACAACCCUAGCAAUAAAUCAAAUAACCAAUGAAGUUAUAAUAGAACAUGCACCAGAAGAAGUUCUAGCUAGAGCUAAGCUUUUGCAAAAUAUCCAAAAUAUUGGCAAGGAGAUAACUGCCCUCAUCGACUAUGAUAUGGCGGUGACGGGCAAGUCCCAGGGCAUUUUUAAGAAGUUCUGUUUAAAUCACAAAUGGCUGGUGAAACUGCUAAAAGAAGCUGAAAAACUUUGUGAAGCUGAACGCUCUAGUUUGGAGGCUGCCAUCCAGGAUCAAUGUAGAAUAAGAGAUUGGUUUUAUUUCAUUAUUAUGUCGACAAAUAGUGGCAUUAGUUUUAAGAUUCGAGCCAUAUUCUCCAACUUUUCUUUGGAAAAUUAUGGUCUGCGCCAAAGAAAUGAUAAAUUUUCCCAGCUAUUUGAAUUGUAUAGGUUUUAUGAUUUGGAUACGAUGGAGGUGGAGGACUCGGAAGAGGGAAAUGAAACUAGGGAAUCCAAAGAAGUCGAUGAACUGAAGGAAACAACCUCUAAAAAGCAAUUAAAUUAUUUUGAGGUUCAGGGCUCAACCUAUGAUCAUAUAAUGAGUGAGGUAAUGGCCAUGCAGGAAUUAAACUAUGUAACCGGCAAUCAAAUGUAUAAUCAAGAUGCCAAAAUUCGGGUGCUACUUACCGAUCGCUUGAAAUAUGAUUUCAAUAAGAAAUUUGAGGAUAUACGGCAGAUAAAAAGCCAGCUAAUGGAAGCCAUAUUGGCCACCAAUAGCUCAUUAAUAGAAAUUUAUGAAAACAUGAAUUGCAUGCUUAAACUUUUGGAGCAAGAACAAUUCAAACCUCCCUUGUUAAGCAAGCCCGAAUGGCAAAAGGAUGAAUUUGUUAAAAGCAUUUUGGAAGUAGAUGACUCCGAAAUAAAAGCCAUCAAUCGUCGUAAAAAGAAAGCUGAAAUACAGGCAGCCAAACGAGGACGUUUGCUAUUAUGGGCAGUGGAUUUCUGGGUGCAAUCCUUAGUCACCAUGAUGGAUGGUGUUUUGGAAAAGUUGUGGCAAGAGGAAAUCAAGAAAAACAUAACAAUGCCGGAAUUUUUAACUAAAAAAGAUCCCACCGAAUUUAAUCUAGAAGAUCAAAAAGCUUUAAAAGAAUAUGAAGAGAAAUGCCGGGUUCUAAAACAAGAUCGCAAGAAAUAUUUAAAAAUUCUCACCGACAAUGAGCACAAGAUCAAUGAUCUGAAAACCAAUUAUAUACUUAAAUUAAAUGAAAAUGUUAGUGAAAUGAUGAUGUUGAAACUGAAAUAUGAUUUUGCCAUAAAACAUGUGCGCUUAAGGAAUUUAAAUACCAAAAUCAUGUAUUUCAAAAAGCUGCAAUGGCUUAACAGGAUCAAUAUGUUAAGAAAGGACAUUGAUUUAAUAGCGGAAUAUAUACAAAAAUAUAACAAACUCUCGGAGUUUUGGGCCAAAUCUGUGGAGGAUUUACGCCUGAAAGUUGAUACUCUAAUGCUUAAAGAGAAAUCCAUAGAACGCCAGUUUAAGGCACAAUUUCUUAAUAGUAUACCCCAGCAUUUGGGUCCGGAAAUGACAAAAUUAUUUAAGAAACGUCCCAAAAGUCUGCCCAAACUUUUAAACUCCACUCUUAUAUGCAAAGAGCUGGCAUUGCGUGUUAAUACUAAAACCCAACCCAAGUUUCCCUUUUCUUUGCCCAAAGAUGUCUAUGAAUAUUUAGAGGGUUUAAAUACUUUGGAUGAGAAUGGCAAUAUUCCAGUUUCCUUGGAAACCAAACAUUGGGAACAAUUUGUUAAAUUGCGACGCCAAAAAGUGGAAAUGGAAUUGAAAAUAAGAGCUGUCAAUUUACAAUUGGCAGAUGGCUGUGCGGGCAUGAAUUCAUACAGCAGGGAGUUGGCCAAUUUGAAGAGUGUCAAAGUGGAAGCAGCUAGAAGAAUGCAUGAGGCUCAAGAGGAGUAUCUUAAAUUGGUACAAAAUCAAACUCUGGAAUUGCGGUUAACCAUGGGCCAGGUGGAAUUAAACAUCAUGGGCUCCUUAAAGAACUUAAAGAAUUGUGUUCUAAUGCAUGAAGAUGAUGUCAGUGGUAUAAACACCUUAAUUCUGAAAGCCGGCCAAAUGAAACUAAAGGCCAUGCAACGGGUAGCCUUCUUUCGCCGCCAGGUCAUCUACAAAGAAUGGGAGCAUAAAGUGGUCAGCGUUAAUAUAGAAUAUUUGAAAAAUAUGCUGUAUGUGAUAGGAAAAUGUAAGGUAUCCAUAGAGUUUUUAAAUAUUUUAAGAAAUUGGAAGAAAGUUAAAGCAGAUAAGCUGAAAAUACUUAAUAGCCUGGGUCUGCUGGAGAAGGUGGCCGAAGAGAAACUAACCGGCUUUAGAAGGCAGAUAAUAAGAAUAACGGAAAAGAUCUCAGCAGUGCGCCAGCAAAUCGAUGAAAUGAAACAGUGUAAUAAGCGAAUUAAUAGACAAAUUGAUGAUCUCAAGGUGGCGGUAUCAUUUGCUCAUACAAAUCGAGACUUUAUGAUAGAGGACAAGAAGCGUAGAGAACAAAAUGAAAAAAUGGAGAAAAUCAAACGUCAUAGUAAUCUAAUAGAGACCGUACGUCGCGAUUAUGUUCAUAUAAUGGAAUUAAAAACUAUAUUGGAAUUGCAGCGUUUGCGUACUUAUCCAACACUGGGCCCUAAUCCAAGUCACUGUUUGGCUUAAAACAAUUACACC